Lolium rigidum is the source of this 2996-nucleotide messenger RNA. Its product is annotated as rho GTPase-activating protein 7-like. Gene Ontology annotation, biological process: signal transduction. The record is from RefSeq and is a predicted model, not a curated record. The transcript is spliced from 22 exons. Lineage: Eukaryota; Viridiplantae; Streptophyta; Magnoliopsida; Poales; Poaceae. Bases 1 to 2688 code for a protein of 895 amino acids.
AUGGUGCGAGAUUGCAAGAGUUACCAGCUUGCUGCUGCUGCCGCCUUUUGGGUUUGGGUUGGACUGGAGAGUGGACUUAAUUUGGGCUGGACAUUUGAGAUAGCAUGCCGUGUCACUAAAAUAUUUAAUUCUGUAUUUACGAUCAUAACAUUUCUGACAUCAAAAUGCCCUCAUGACCAGGUAUUUAAGAGUGGUCCCCUCUUCAUAUCAUCCAAAGGAAUUGGAUGGAAAUCUUGGAAAAAACGAUGGUUCAUCCUCACUCGAACAUCUCUGGUUUUCUUCAAGAGCGAUCCUAAUACCUUACCCCAGAGAGGUGGUGAAGUGAACCUUACUUUGGGGGGCAUUGACUUGAAUAAUUCUGGAAGUGUUGUGGUCAGGGAAGACAAGAAGUUGUUGACUGUUCUAUUUCCAGAUGGCCGUGAUGGUCGGGCUUUCACCUUGAAGGCAGAAACAUCUGAAGAUUUAUUUGAGUGGAAAACAGCACUGGAAGAAGCUCUUGCGCAGGCUCCAAAUGCAGCUCUCGUGAUAGGGCAUAAUGGAAUAUUUCGUAGUGACACAACAGAUGCAUAUGAAGGAGCAGCUCCAAAUUGGAGAGAGAAGAGGCCUACUAAAUCUUUGGUUGUUGGAAGGCCAAUUCUUCUUGCACUAGAAGAUAUUGAUGGCAGCCCCUCUUUUCUGGAAAAAGCUUUGUGUUUUCUGGAGAAACAUGGGAUAAAGGUAGAGGGAAUUUUACGCCAGGCUGCAGAUGUAGAGGAGGUUGACAGAAGAAUGAAUGAAUAUGAGCAAGGAAGGACUGAGUUUGCACUGGAUGAGGAUGCUCAUGUUAUCGGUGAUUGUGUAAAGCAUGUUUUGCGGGAGCUACCAUCUUCUCCAGUUCCUGCUUCCUGCUGCACAGCAUUACUGGAAGCUUUCCGUCUGGAAAGUAAGGAAUCUCGGAUAAAUUCUAUGCGUAUAGCCAUAUCUGAGACAUUUCCCGAGCCUAAUAGGAGGUUGCUACAAAGAAUUUUGAGAAUGAUGCACACAGUUGCUUCUCAUACUGCUGAGAAUCGAAUGACUUCAUCAGCAGUUGCUGCUUGUAUGGCUCCUCUCUUGCUGCGUCCACUUCUGGCUGGUGAAUGUGAGAUGGAAGAUGACAUUGACAUGAAUGGUGACAGUUCUGCUCAGCUUAUUGCUGCUGCAAAUGCUGCUAACAGUGCUCAUGGCAUUGUCACAACUCUAUUAGAGGAAUAUGAGGGCAUAUUUGAUGAUGAACAUCCUAGGUGUUCCCUGUCACCUGAUUCUCGAAUUCAAGACAGUGGGAGUGAAGAAUCUACAGAUGAUGAAACUGUGGAUGCCAAAGAUAAUGGGUUUCAUGAUGCAGAGAAUGAUGUAGAUCAGGAACUAGAUGAACGUUUACUCAGUGGAAAACUGAGUGAAAGCAGUGCGUGUACUGAUGGUGACCUUUAUGAUUACCAGGUAGAUCAUGGGGAUUCAGAACCUUCUGUCGAAGAUAAGGCUUUGGAAACAAAGUUGGAUUUAAAGGAUGCUCCACAUAACCUUUUAACUCAAAAUGGCACGAUAAAUGUCAAGAGACCACUGAAUGAGAAGGAUCCAACAAAUCUGGUGUGCAGUCAUGAAUCUCCAUUGUCGAUGGGAGAUAUUCUUUCUUCCUUGGAUGCAGGAGUUCCUUUACCGGGUUCAGGACCUGAAUAUUCUGUAGAUAGACACUCCAUUAAAUCCAAUGAAACUCAGCCUCAUGUGAAGCGUUCUAACAUUUGGGGACGGACUAAUGCAAGAAAGAUUCAACAGUCGGAGUCUGUUGAUUCAUCAGGUGAAGAAGAGCUUGCUAUCCAAAGACUUGAGAUUGCAAAGAAUGAUCUGCAGAUCAGGAUUGCAAAAGAGACUAGAGGUAAUGCAAUCUUACAGGCGAGUUUGGAAAGAAGAAAGCAAGCACUGCACGAGCGCCGCUUGGUCCUGGAGCAGGAUGUAUCAAGGUUGCAAGAGCAGCUGCAGGCUGAAAGGGAUCUUAGAUCUGCAUUGGAAGUUGGGCUAAGCAUGUCUUCUGCACAGUUUUCUAGUUCACGCCCUAUGGAUUCAAAGACAAAGGCAGAGCUUGAGGAGAUUGCUCUCGCAGAAGCUGAUGUUGCAAGGUUAAAGCAGAAGGUUGCAGAGCUGCAUCUCCAACUUAGUCAACAGCGCCAACACCAGUACGGCUCUUUCAUAGAUGAGAAUGAUCGUUAUCAACAUCGUCCAAGUCAUUUCCCACAGAACUUUGUUCAACCAGGGUUUGAUAUGAAACUUGCUUUCUGUAACCAAGAGAAGAAGCAGAGGAACGAGGAGAGCUUGUCGGGCACAUCACACUGGAGAAGUAUCAAGCAGCACGUGCUGACUCAGGCUUCUUCGAAGCCCUUCUCCCGCAAGCACUCCUUGGACACCUGUUCAAGUGAUUCAAGGGAGGUAGCGACAAGCAUGCCAGCGGAGAGCGGUUCAUUGUCUACUAACAUCCCAAGAGCAAUGGAGGCUGUCGAGUAUGGAAGGCAACCACCCGUGCCAUCGUCCACUCUGGUUGAGCUAACGACCAGACUAGAUUUCUUCAAAGAACGGAGAUCACAGUUGAUGGAGCAACUCCACAGUCUCGAUUUAGGACAUGGAUCCGCGCCGCAAGGUUUUCCGUACAAGUCUUCAUCCCCUUGGAACAGUCCGAGAUAGGAGUUUUUCAUUUCUUCUAAUUUCAUGUUUGUAUAUUCUUGGUAAAGCAAGUUUUCUCUGUAGCAGCUGCUAGCGAGAAUGUAUAUCCAUUUUCUUGGUUUUUGUGGCUGAGUGCUGCAGCCUCAUUUGAGUGCGAUUUUGUAAUGCUUCUGUAAUCUAUUGCAUGUAACGAGUUAAGGGGUGAUAAGAGAGCCUGAAAGCUAUUUUGUAUCUGCUGACUGCUGUAGUAGACGCAAGGAAUAUAGAAUGGUUAUUCGUAUAUAGCUUAUAACGAGGCAGAUGGUAUAUCAGAUAAAUGAUUUGAAACA